GGAGCCGGGCAGCAUUCCCUGGAGCAUCGGGCCUGACUUCCGCCGGGGCGGUGCUGGUGCUGGUUCUGGUGCUGGUGCUCCGGCAUCGCGGUGUGGGGCUGGAGGCACCGCCAGCCCGCUGCCAGCGGUGCAGAGCCGGUCCCCGGUAGGGCCUCAGUCCCCCCGCCGCCGCCCCUCUGCGGGACGCCCGUGCCUGAGAGCUUGGGCCCGGCGCCUUGCACUGGGGUUAGCUCCGAGCAGCCUUCUUGGUAACGAGAUCAUUGUAUCUUGUUAUCCAAGCUGAAGGAGAAAGGAUGAGUAAGAGCAAGGACGAUGCCCCGCAUGAGUUGGAGAGCCAGUUCGUUCUGCGGCUGCCGCCGGAAUAUGCCUCCACUGUCCAGCGGGCAGUACAGUCUGGGAACGUCAACUUGAAGGACAGGCUCACCAUUGAGCUACAUGCCGACGGGCGCCAUGGGAUUGUCCGUGUUGACCGGGUGCCACUGGCAGCCAAGCUGGUGGACCUGCCCUGCAUCAUUGAGAGCUUAAAAACCAUUGAUAAGAAAACCUUCUAUAAGACAGCAGAUAUUUGCCAGAUGCUUGUUUGCACUGUGGAUGGUGAUCUCUAUCCACCUUUGGAAGAGCAAACUGUGAGCACUGACCCAAAGGCAAACAAGAAGAAGGAUAAGGACAGAGAGAAGAAAUUCAUCUGGAACCAUGGCAUCACUCUUCCCCUGAAAAAUGUCCGGAAGAGACGAUUCCGGAAGACAGCCAAGAAGAAGUAUAUUGAGUCUCCUGAUGUGGAAAAAGAGGUAAAACGACUCCUGAGCACAGAUGCUGAAGCUGUGAGUGUCCGCUGGGAAGUCAUCGCAGAAGAUGAAACAAAAGAAGUAGACAACCAUGGUUCACUCACCAGCCUGGACAUCUCCUCUCCAGGGAUGUCAGGACAUAAGCAAGGCCAUGGCUCCUCAGAACAUGAUGAACUGCGGGAGAUAUUUAAUGACAUCAGCAGCAGCAGUGAAGAUGAAGAUGAGAGGGAUCAUCAUGAUGAUGAAGACCUGAACAUCAUGGACACAGAGGAGGACUUGGAGAGGCAGCUGCAAGAGAAGCUGAAUGAGUCUGACAGACAGCAACAGGAGAAUGAGGGGUCCAACCAGAUAGUCAUGGGGAUCCAGAAACAGAUUGACAACCUGAAAAAUAAACUCCAGGAGACCCAGGACAGGAGGAAGCGCCAGGAAGAUCUCAUCAUGAAGGUGGAGAACCUAGCCCUCAAGACCCGGCUCCAGGCUGUGCUAGAUGAGUUCAAGCAGCAGGAAGAACGAGAGAAGCAGCAGAUGACAUCUCUGCAGGAGCAGCUGGAGUCCCUUAUGGAUAAGUGAAGAGUGGGCCUGCAUCUUUGUACUUGCCAGCAGACCUGGAAGAGUUGUUCAUCUGCCACGCUCCAGUCUUUGCUCUGGUCACACCUUUCUGCUGCCAGAGGCUCCUUGUCCAGAGCUGCUCUCACAUACAUUGUGCUGAGCUUGGCUGGUGAAAAUAAGCAAUUGGACUAUGUCUGUGAGAGCAGCCAAAAUACUGGAUUUACUGUAAAUAUUCAGCACCAUUGUCCCAGAGGGGUUUGGUUCUCCUGGGACAGAGCAGUGCAGCUUAGUCUUGGACUUGAUGGGUUGUGGCCUGGUAGGAACUUGUGUUUGAGGAAUGUUUUUUGUCUGCAAACCAGACUCAAUAAAGUAGUUCCCAGCCUGGA
This is a messenger RNA of Calypte anna (Anna's hummingbird), 1720 nucleotides long. RefSeq names its product TATA-box binding protein associated factor 7 like (gene TAF7L). Gene Ontology annotation, biological process: RNA polymerase II preinitiation complex assembly; transcription initiation at RNA polymerase II promoter. Bases 294 to 1355 code for a protein of 353 amino acids. The record is from RefSeq and is a predicted model, not a curated record. Gene Ontology annotation, cellular component: transcription factor TFIID complex. Gene Ontology annotation, molecular function: RNA polymerase II general transcription initiation factor activity. The transcript is spliced from 11 exons. Lineage: Eukaryota; Metazoa; Chordata; Aves; Apodiformes; Trochilidae.